Molecule: messenger RNA, 843 nt
Organism: Chrysochloris asiatica (Cape golden mole)
Lineage: Eukaryota; Metazoa; Chordata; Mammalia; Afrosoricida; Chrysochloridae
Gene: FRAT1
Product: frequently rearranged in advanced T-cell lymphomas
Exons: 1
Coding region: 1-843 (280 amino acids)
Biological process (GO): positive regulation of canonical Wnt signaling pathway
Cellular component (GO): cytoplasm
Source: RefSeq, a predicted model, not a curated record
AUGCCGUGCGGAAGGGAGGAGGAGGAAGAAGCCAGCGAGGAAGCAGAGGGGGAGGAAGAAGAGGAGGAGGAUAGCUUUCUCCUGUUGGAGCAGUCGGUGACGCUGGGCGAAUCGGGCGAGGUGGACCGUCUGGUGACCCAGAUCGGCGAGGCGCUGCAGCUGGACACAGCGCAGGACAGCUCGGCCUCCCAGUGUGCGCACCCGGGGCCGUCCCUACAGCGCCCACAACCCCUGGCGGCAGUACCUGCGGACAAGGCCCGGGUCCCGGCCCUGCCUCUGUUUUUGUCGCCAGCGCCAGCGUCUACGGAGACCACGGGUCCAGGAGCCCUGCGCUGCACCCUCGGGGACCGCGGCCGCGUGCGGGGCCGGGCUGCGCCCUAUUGCGUGGCGGAGCUCACAGCCGGCCCCAACGCACUGCCCCUCCUGCCCCCUCAACCCGGCUUUGAUGGACCUAGCGAAUCCGGCAAGUCGGGCGCCACGCGGCCGAUGUCCGGCCCGUGCCGGCGAGGAUGGCUUCGGGAUGCCGCCGCCUCCCGCCGCCUGCAACAGCGACGCGGGCCCCAGUUUGAAGCCCGCCCCAGCGACGACGAUCCGCACCGGCUCCUGCAACAGCUCGUGCUCUCCGGGAAUCUCAUCAAGGAGGCGGUGCGGAGGCUUCACUCGCGACGACUGCAGUUACACGUAAAGCUUCCCCAAAGCUCUCUCCUGGGGCCUGUGUCGGCAGCCCAAGCGCACGAAUACCCUUCGCCUCGCAGCCCUCGCACAGCCAGUAGUGACCCUGGCGCGUCCAGAAGGAGCUUACAGCUCAGAACUGCCGACGGUGUUCUGGUUCCCGGCAGCUAA